AGUUCCGAGAGUGAGAAGCAGAGGGAGCAGAGAUCGCUUUCCAAAAAAUUUGCCCAAUUUGUGUUUUUCUCAUGAGAUUAAUUUAAGGAAAAAAAGGCGUCGAAAUACAUGUCCCCAGAGUUUUGCAUUAAUGGUAAUGCAUGCUAGAAAACUUCAGCGUAGCGAUGGGUAUUUCGAUAAACAUCCCCAUCAUCCCUACCAGAACUCCAAAUACAAGAGGGAUUAUGAACGAGAGGCUAGUAGAUCAAGUAGCUAUCUGCGGGACAGGGACUCCUCCCCAACGUCUGGUGGUGCCGGAAGUGGGAAUAGCUCCCUAAAUAAUGGCAACAACUACAGAUUUGCUUCCCCGGAACUGGAUUCUCCACCGCGUGAGAAUCGCUACCGUGAUUCAGACAGAUGCACAAGUUUCGUAAUGAGAAUGCGGGAUAAGGAACGUGAUCGGGAUUCCUACAAAAAGGACAAAUACAUAGAUUGUUUGCGAUCUCCAAAAGAUAAGCGGGAUCGCCGCGAUCGUGAUUCAGAGCAUCGAACGAAUCACGAUCGAAUUGAUCAGACGCGUCGUUCGUCAAAGAUGUGCGUGAGUAGCAGUGGGAGCCAGUCGGAGAAUCGUGAUCGCGAGAGAGAUCGCGAAAGGGGUGAUCGUGAUCGUGAGCGCAUGACGCGCGUUGGUGACUGGAGUGAGCACACAUCGUCAUCGGGAAAGAAGUAUUACUACAACUGCAAGACGGAGGUGUCACAGUGGGAGAAGCCCCGGGAGUGGGUGGAACGCGAAAGGGGUGGCUCGGUGAAGGAGCAACAUGCACGGGGUAGUGAGUACCGUGACAAGGAGCGAACUGAUCGCGAUGAUCGCUUCUCGCGGUCGUCGUAUGGCAAACAUUCCAGUUCACGCAGCAGUAGUGGUCGAAUGCGCUGGCAGCACGAUGCUGCCGAUGGGCACAGGCGACGUCACGACGAUAGUCAGGACAUGGAUAUAAGUCCUGGGGAUUCAACACCCACCAGCGAGGGGAAUUAUUCACACUCCAGCACACCAACAACGCAACAGUCGCAGCAUCAUCAUCACAAUAGCGACGGGAGUGCACCGCCUGGAAUGACGGGCAAUGCCCUGCCGCGUCUUUCAUCCCAUCCACCGGUGACACCCACAAAUUCCUCCCACAUGCAGCAGCAGCAUUUUACAAUCCCAUCGUCAGCCACACUUGCAAUGGGCACAUCAACGGUCACGAGUUCAUCGACAAUGGCGGGAAUGAAGAUGAAGAGUGCCGCAGAGCUUCAUCAUCUCGGCACAAUGCCCGUGUCGUCGCCGUCAUCGGUGGUGGCAUCAACGGCAGGGAUGUGCCUAUCGCUGGGCAAUACGGUGGCACAAUCACAGGCAUCAUCAACGGGUGAUAUGGUAAUGAACUCCAAUACACCGGGACCACCGCCUGUUUCACUGGCAAAUCUGCCCAAGAUUCUCUCCCAAAUUACGGGCAAUAAGACGAUCGAUCAGACGGAACUUAAUCCGCAAAAGGCACUGCAGACUAUCAAUAAUGCCCUCAUGAUGUCUUCACGGCAGCAACAGCAUCAACAUGUCUCCAUUGCUGGGGAGAAUAAUUCAAAUAACAUUAGGGAACAUGUUUUGAAUUCUCCACUUUACAACCUCCCGCACUUGCACACAAUGUCCCUUCUCAAUCACACAGCAACCGGGAGUGUUUUCGGUAGUGCAAUGACCCAGGUUCCUCAGGGUGGAGCUGGAACAGCCGUGAAAAUUGAUACGAGUGGAAAUAGUUUAGUAAUCGGCGACGGCCCACCGACGCCAACACAAGAAAUGGAUGUUCUCAAUUCUGACUAUAAAAAAUUAGAUGGAACAUCAUCAGCAACAUUAAGUAGCCUCCAAGGAGUAACAUCGCAAGUAUCGAGAACAUUGGGACCUAGUUUAACACCGAGUCUCGCAAAUUACUCAAGGACAGAUCUAAUACAACAUGUGACAAAUUGGCCAGCAGACUUGCUGGAGAAACAGGGACAAAAGUGUUCGGAAGAAACUCACAUUUUGGGGGAUCUGCAGUGCACAAAAAUAUCUGCUGACUUGAAAAUUGCCCGAAGUAUAGUUAGAAUCACAGAAAUACAAUCAACAUUGCAUGAACAAAAAAUAAUGUAUUUACGACAACAAAUUCGACGAUUAGAGGAAUUAAAAUCACAGAAUUCAUUUAUGUCUGACGAUCUUUAGCCUCCUUAUUAAUUUAUAUUAAAAAAAAAACAAAAAUAAGAAUAAAAGAAAAUUAUAUUAAAAAAAAUGAAGAAACAAAGAAAAUACUAAUUGUAAGAAAAAAAUAUUGGAUAAAGAUCAUUUAAUAACUUUUAGUAGUGUGACAAAGGCACUUGUCCAUUAAUACUUCUUCACAAUGUUCAAAAUGUUUUUGGACAGAGAGCAAGAUUGAUAAAAAAAAAUUUUACAAAGUGAGUGAGUGCGAGAGAGAGAGAAAAAACACUGAAAAGUGACAUCUUUCACAACGUAGAAUGUCAGGAAAAACAUUGCUAAUGCAAAAAAAAGAGAGAUCAAGUGAGUUAAAAAAGAAACUUAGGUGGGCUGUAGACGUUGAAGUUGGGAGUUAUUAAUAUGAUUAUAUAUAAAAAAAAUUAUAUAAAGAAAAAAUAUAAAAAUAAAAAAUAGAUGAUCAUAAAGUAAGAAUUAUAUUAAUUAAAAAAAAAGGAAAAAAAGUCUACUAUUAUUAAAAAAAAAUGCAAUUACAAAAGCACUGAAUUUUUUUACAGAGAUGACGUGAGAAAGAUUAAAAAAAAAUGAAGAUAUCCCGAAAUCAUACAAUAUUGAAAAAAAUCACUUAAGUGAAUGAAAAAAAUAUUCUAUAGGAAAAUAUUAGUGAUUCUUUUUGUGUACGUUUCUUCUUUCUUUUUUAUUUAUAAAGAUUUUUUUUUUUAAAGUAAUUUGAUUGUGAAAAAUAUAUAAUAAACAUCAUUAAAUAUUUUUCACAGAGAGAUACAAAAAAAUUGUUAAAGUGAAUAAAAAAAACACAUACAAAUACACGUAGCGAUAACAAUAGUGAUGGGAAGGAUGCAUAAAUGAUUAAUCUAUUGAGCUCUAGGUGUUCUUUUAACGAAAGAAAAAUUAAAUCAUUUCCCUUUUUAAAAAACAAAUUUAAAAAUUGUUUUAUUGAGAGAUCUAAUAAGAAUAUAAAAAAAAGAAACAAAACAAUUAUAAAUAACAAUUAUAGGGUGAAUGAGAGAAAUGCUUUUCUCGUAUUUUAUUCACAAAAAAAGAAGAAUAAAAAAAAGGAAACAAAAUAAACGAAAAUAAAAUAUAAUGGUAAAGGCUGUAGAAAAAAAAUUUCAAAAUAUUUAUUUCUUCGUUAGAGAAGUCGAAAUUUAAGGGAAAAAAAGAAAAUUCAGAUUAGUUUUUUUUCUGAUGACUAAAAACAAAUAAUUUUAAAUAAAACAAAAAAUAACAUUUCUAAAAAAGAAAAAAAAAGUGAAAAAAUAACCGAGAAAGCACUUCUGAUAAAGUAUAGAGAAUAAAACAUAAUGUCGGUGGCGUGAAAGAUUCUUUUUAUAUAAUUACAAGAAAAAAAAUUAUAACUAUUAUUUAUUGUGUAAUUCUAUAUAGACAACUUUUUUUUAUAUAUAAAUAAAUUAGUCAUUAAAUUA
Molecule: messenger RNA, 3633 nt
Organism: Lutzomyia longipalpis
Lineage: Eukaryota; Metazoa; Arthropoda; Insecta; Diptera; Psychodidae
Gene: wcy
Product: WW domain-containing adapter protein with coiled-coil homolog
Exons: 9
Coding region: 131-2200 (689 amino acids)
Biological process (GO): regulation of autophagy; positive regulation of TORC1 signaling
Cellular component (GO): nucleus
Molecular function (GO): RNA polymerase II complex binding; chromatin binding
Source: RefSeq, a predicted model, not a curated record